CAACCACUCCACGCGCUCGUGCUUGCUGGCGGAAUGGCGCGUAGUCCUCACACACGCGCCGCUUCUAAUGGACACUUUUAGGAGGGAAAUGACAAACGAAGACGUCGCCGUCAAGAUGUGUUGAACAAACUGAAAUAAUAGUUACCUGUUGGGAUCUCCUUUCCUUGUCGAAAUUCCAAAUGGCAUUCACUUCACGGAACCCAGGCAGGAGCAUGACGAAACCAACGGCUCAGUGUUGUCAAACUCCCACCACCUGUGGGGUAGCUUCUGUACAGAACCCUAUCCCUGGCAGGAAAGGACUUCUGCGCAAAAGAACCAGCACCCAGGAAAAACAAGGUCCGCCGGAAAAGCGCUUCUGCUGGAAUGAUAUGUACUAUUCUCAAAUUACACUACCACCAACCAUUGUCAUUCAGCGACGGGAAAUUACAUCAUACUUCAAACUUUUUGAUGAUGACCUAAUUAAAGACUUUUUGUGGAUGGACUGUUGCCGUAAAAUAACAGACAAGUAUCUCCUCGCCAUGGUUUUUGUCUACUUCAAAAGAUCCCACUUCUCCAUUGUAGAAUACAGCAAGAUUAACUUUUUCAUUGCCUUGUAUCUUGCCAACACCAUGGAGGAAGAAGAAGAGGAGAGUAAAUAUGAGAUUUUUCCAUGGGCGCUUGGAAAGAACUGGAGAAAGAAGUUUCCCCUUUUCCUCAAGCAGAGGGACAAACUCUGGGCUCGCAUUGAGUUCCGAGCAGUAGUCAGUAGGCGCUGCUGUGAAGAGGUGAUGGCCAUCAUGCCCUCUCACUUUGUGUGGAAGCGAGAGCGCUCAGAGCACCACAGCGGUGCUCAGCGGCAUUAUGACCAAAGAAACACAGUACAUUUUCCACGGGGGCCUGCAGCCUCUCCAGUCCCCUGCGCCCAUUGCGACCCCAAGAAAGGAUUUGAUCAACGGCUGAACUUCUCUUCUACCCUCAGGAGUUACCCUCCUACACUCCCACUAAACUCUCAGCUGAAUUUGGAGAAAACACCACCCAGGGCUGCUGCUCCAUGUAGGGAGAGAAUCAACACCAAAAACAAUUCUCAGUGUUCUAUCCUGCAGCUGCACGGUACAUGGCAAUGAAUUGUCCAGCACUUCCUCCUUUGACUCUUCUAUGGACUGGAUCAAAGAGAAGUAGAACUUCUUAUCACACCAGCUGUGUUCCAAACAUAAUUUUUCCAUCUCCCACUCAGUGGGCAAAAGGUUUUUUAACAGCAACACCCCCACAGAGUCUUAAGUGGAUAUAACUGAGCUAAUGGGACGUUGAACACUAUAGUUGUAAAGGCUUGUUCAUUAUAAACACUGUUUUUGGUUUUUAUUUAUGAAAAUUAUUUAUUAAUUUAAUAAUGUUGAAUGGAGUUUAAGUUUUGCCACAUAUGCUGAAGUUACUGUCAAAUAACUGGAUGUUGGUGUUUUGGACUGUUGCCUUCAGCACCUUAUACUAUUAACUGCUGCCUCUUGAAUUGGCAAUA
This is a messenger RNA of Entelurus aequoreus (snake pipefish), 1492 nucleotides long. It is a transcript of the gene spdya, whose product is annotated as speedy/RINGO cell cycle regulator family member A. NCBI's taxonomy places the organism in Eukaryota, Metazoa, Chordata, Actinopteri, Syngnathiformes, Syngnathidae. The record is from RefSeq and is a predicted model, not a curated record. The transcript has 7 exons. The coding region runs from base 180 to 1103 and encodes 307 amino acids. Gene Ontology annotation, molecular function: protein kinase binding. Gene Ontology annotation, biological process: positive regulation of cyclin-dependent protein serine/threonine kinase activity.